UCUCUCGGUCAUCCUCAAGAGCUGGUGGUUCCGUGGUGGCCGCCCUUCAUUAAAAAGCAAUAGAAAAUAGAGGAAAACCAACAAACAACUUCUUUGCGGUUCGUUUGUUUUUGCUGAGCCGCUUCCCUCUUCGCACUAAGCAAUAGAAACCGUACGCACUGGUUCCGGCGUAGGUCGAAGGAAGCUUUCACUUUUCAAACGAGCAGCGUGAACGUCGGCCACGUUUCAAGCAACGCACCACCAUGGCAGGCACCAAGAAUCCAUUCCAGAACCUGCUGAAGGAGAUCAACGUGAAUGGCGAGACAUUCCAUUACUAUGACAUCGCCUCAUUCCCCGAGUAUCGUGAAUUGCCGUACAGUGUGCGCGUGCUGCUGGAAUCGGCCGUCCGGAACUGUGACAACUUUCAAAUCCACGAGAAGGACGUCCGUGGAAUUCUGGGCUGGAAAGGAACGAAGGGUAGUCCCCAGAGUGAGACCGAGCUCGAGAUUCCGUUCAAGCCGGCCCGUGUCAUUCUGCAGGAUUUUACCGGUGUACCGGCGGUCGUUGACUUUGCGGCCAUGCGUGAUGCCGUCCUGCGGCUCGGUGGUGACCCGAACCGGAUUAAUCCGAUCUGUCCGUCCGAUCUGGUGAUCGAUCACUCGGUGCAGGUUGACUUUGCCCGUACGGAGGAUGCCCUAGCGAAGAACCAGGACCUAGAGUUCGAGCGUAACCGGGAGCGGUUCACGUUCCUCAAGUGGGGUGCCCGUGCUUUCGACAACAUGCUGAUCAUUCCACCCGGUUCCGGUAUUGUGCACCAGGUCAAUCUGGAGUAUCUGGCACGUGUGGUGUUCCAGGAACCGGCCGAUGCCAAACCGGUACGGCUCCUCUAUCCGGACAGUGUCGUCGGAACGGAUUCGCACACGACGAUGAUCAAUGGGCUCGGUGUGGUCGGUUGGGGUGUUGGUGGUAUCGAGGCGGAAGCGGUCAUGCUUGGUCAAUCGAUUUCCAUGCUUCUCCCCGAAGUGAUCGGUUACCGGUUGGUCGGUAAGCUGAAUCCACUCGUCACCUCCACCGAUCUGGUGCUCACGAUCACGAAGCAUCUCCGUCAGAUCGGUGUUGUCGGGAAGUUUGUGGAGUUUUUCGGACCGGGCGUUACCGAGCUAUCGAUCGCUGAUCGUGCCACGAUCAGUAACAUGUGCCCGGAGUAUGGUGCCACGGUCGGAUACUUCCCGGUCGAUGCAAACGCACUGGACUAUCUCCGUCAAACGAACCGUGCCGAAGAGCGUGUUCAGACGAUCGAGGCGUAUCUACGUGCAACGGAACAACUACGGGACUUUGGCAAAGCGGAACAGGAUCCCGUGUUUACGCAGCUCGUUGAGCUUGAUCUUUCGACGGUUGUGACGUCCGUUUCCGGGCCAAAGCGCCCGCAUGAUCGUGUCGCGGUGAGCGAGAUGCAGCAGGACUUCCGCCAGUGUCUGUCGGCGAAGGUUGGCUUCAAGGGUUUCGCCAUUCCGCAGGCUGAACUCGGCGCAACCGGUAGCUUCAGCUGGACCGAUGGUAAAACGUACGAACUGCGCCACGGUUCCGUCGUGAUCGCGGCCAUCACUUCCUGUACCAACACGAGCAACCCGUCGGUAAUGCUCGGUGCUGGGCUGCUGGCACAACGGGCCGUUGCGGCCGGUUUGAAGGUGGCCCCGUACAUCAAAACCUCCCUAUCGCCCGGCAGUGGCGUGGUGACGUACUAUCUGAAGGAAUCCGGUGUUAUUCCGGCACUCGAGGAGCUCGGUUUCAACGUUGUCGGUUACGGGUGCAUGACGUGCAUCGGAAAUUCCGGCCCACUGGACGAUAAUGUGGCCAAUACGAUCGAGAAGAACAAUCUCGUCUGCUGCGGUGUGCUGUCCGGUAAUCGGAACUUCGAGGGCCGCAUUCACCCGAACACACGGGCCAACUAUCUGGCCAGUCCGCUGCUCGUGAUUGCGUAUGCACUCGCCGGUACGGUCGAUAUUGAUUUCGAGCGUGAGCCACUCGGUAAACGGGCCGACGGAUCGGAUGUCUUUCUGCGUGACAUCUGGCCAACGCGUCAAGAGAUCCAAGCCGUCGAGCGUGAGCACGUUAUACCGGCCAUGUUCCGGGAUGUGUACGCAAAGGUUGAACUCGGUUCUGGCUCUUGGCAGGGCCUACAGGCACCGACCGGCAAGCUGUACCCAUGGGAUACCGCUUCAACCUACAUCAAGCAUCCACCGUUCUUCGAGGGCAUGACACGUGAACUGCCGGUCCGCGGAGCGAUCGUUGGUGCACGGGCGCUUCUCAAUCUCGGUGACUCCGUAACGACCGAUCACAUCUCACCGGCCGGUUCGAUCGCACGCAACAGUCCCGCGGCACGCUAUCUCUCCGAUCGGGGCCUUACACCGCGUGAGUUCAAUUCAUACGGUUCCCGGCGUGGUAACGAUGCGAUCAUGGCCCGUGGUACGUUCGCAAACAUUCGGCUCGUGAACAAACUGGUCGGAGCUGCAGGACCCCGUACGUUACACAUUCCCAGCGGUGAAGAGAUGGACGUGUUCGAUUGUGCCGAACGGUACCGCACCGAGGGCACACCACUGAUUGCACUGGUCGGAAAGGAUUACGGUAGUGGAUCGAGUCGGGACUGGGCAGCGAAGGGACCGUACCUGCUCGGUAUCCGUGCAGUGAUUGCGGAAUCGUACGAGCGGAUCCAUCGAUCGAAUCUCGUCGGUAUGGGCAUCGUACCGUUGCAGUACCUCGAUGGACAGAACGCCGAAAGCCUUGGGCUGACGGGCCGGGAGCUGUUUAAUGUCACCAUUCCUGAUGGAUGCCGGCCGCACGAUCGCAUCACCGUCACCACUGAUGGCGGUGUGUCGUUCGAGGUGAUCGUACGCUUCGAUACCGAGGUCGACCUGGAGUACUAUCGCAACGGAGGCAUCCUGAACUACAUGAUUCGCAAAAUGAUUGAUUAAUCGUUCCGGUUGGUGGUGGGUGGUUUUUCAUUCUUUCUACUCUUUUUUAUUUUUGCUCAUGCUCAUGAUUAAAUACUAAAUACUGCAAGCGGCAAGAAGAGGCAAUAAAUGAUUGAAUGCGUGGUGGUUAUUACACUUUUGAAGGGUACAUAA
Molecule: messenger RNA, 3104 nt
Organism: Anopheles aquasalis
Lineage: Eukaryota; Metazoa; Arthropoda; Insecta; Diptera; Culicidae
Product: cytoplasmic aconitate hydratase-like
Source: RefSeq, a predicted model, not a curated record